This is a messenger RNA of Lecanosticta acicola, 1565 nucleotides long. The record is from the annotation of a GenBank genome assembly. Lineage: Eukaryota; Fungi; Ascomycota; Dothideomycetes; Mycosphaerellales; Mycosphaerellaceae.
AUGUCCACCGCCGUCGCAGCCCCAGCAACCACGCUGCCGCCGUCCGUCGAACGCCAGAUCUCGCCGCGACACUUCAACGCCAUCGCUGCUUCCUCCUCCUCCUCCUCCUCCUCCUCCUCCUCCUCCUCCUCCUCCUCCAAAGCUGCGACCUCGGCACCACUGCCGCCCCCGACAUACUCCCACGAGCAGCCUGCGCAGAGACGUGCGAGGAGCAAUGGCUCUCCAGACGCUCGACCACAAUUAGAAAGGGCCAUCUCGAACUCGAAUGGCAAGAGCAGUCCGACUUCGUAUGUCUCGUCACCCACACAGACACGGCUAGGAACCAAACCCACAAGCUGACCAGUGCUCCACCAUAUAGACAACGAAAUGGCAUUCCGCCUCUGAUCAAGGUGAAGAAAGAGCCCGGCUCGCCUGCUCUCACGUCUUCACGGCCGCGGCCAAAGCGUCUCGACCUCUCCUCGAGCAUGUCCCAUAGCCGCGGUCCACAAACUGCACGACCCUCAGCACCAUUGACCUCGAGGGAAUCCGCGGGCCUGGCCAUUCAGGAAGUCGGACUUGCGUGUCUGUCCCCGGGCUUCGCGACCAACGAUCCAGGCAUGCGGGAGCAACUACAGCGAAGUCUCGACGUUCGAGACCAGCAAAGGCAAAUCAUUGAAGCCAGGCAGAAGGGCGUGAAGCCCGGCAGCGCAUACGAAAACUCCGAAGGCCCACGCACACAAGACAACACCCUCUUUGGCGUGCAGACGGGAAUCAGAACGCCAAGCACCUCCCGAAGAAAGGGCCCGCCUCCUGGACUCUCCAUCGCAGCCCCGUCCGCGGCUCACUUCGCAAACGAUAGAGUGAUACAGUCUGCCCCGCUACACCAGACCUUCACCGGACUCAGACAUGGGGAGUACCCGCACUCCCGCCAUACACAGCAUGGUCCGAGCGGGUUGAGCCAAACCAGCCACAUUCACCAUGUCCCCGCGACACAGACUAACAACCGACUGCCACCCAUCGCAGACGUGUUCGCGAAUGAUAGAUUAGACGCGCCGCGCCACCCAACAAACAACUCGCCCGGCCACUCUUCACAUUCCACUCAACAGCCACCGAUGCCGUCGCCCGGCUUCCCGCCACCACAGAGCCAGCAGCCCCCACAGAGUGCGCGGUCACGAGAGUUCCGCUCGGCGGAGGAAGCUGUACAGGGGCUUUCUGGUGGUCGAGACGAGCUAAUGCCAAAGCUCGUUCAUUACGGUGGCGUCCAGCCACCCACGCCUCCAUCACCGAUGCCCGGUGGCCAACAAUCAAAGCCCGGAGCACAUCAACAGCAACACACGCACGAGCAACGCCCAGACAUCCUAGCACGUACAACUUCCAUGGGCGGACGACGACGCACGCGGGAGGAAUACGAACGCGACAACGGCAGCCCUCCGUCGAGUUUCAAUCGAUCGGAGCCAAAGCGACCUACACUCGCCGUGCGAGGCGACGACCGGGAGGAAGACUGGAGAGCCAAUAUGAGCAGUGCCGAAAAGAAAGAAGAAUUCUUGCGACUUUGCGAGCGCGCCUGGGAUCUUUUCCAUUCGUAA